GUUGUUGACCUCUGCUGCCGAUGAUGCUAAAUCUUUAAUUGAUGCAAGUGAUAGACUUGUAUUAUAUAUUGAAAUUGCUCGUUUGUAUGGUAAUCUUGGGUACCAGAGAAAAGCUGCCUUCUUUUCUAGGAAAGUUGCUCAGUUAUAUCUUCAGCAAGAAAAUUGAUUGGCUGCAAUUAGUGCUAUGCAAGUUUUGGCAAUGACAAUAAAAGCGUAUCAUGUUCAAAGUAGAUCCUCAAUACCAGAUCAUUCUCAGAAAAAAUUGCCUUAAUACGAAGAAAUUUUCUGUCUUGAAGUUUCAAACACAGCCUAAAGAGAAUGCAAUGAAAAACAGCUCUCUUCAGAUUGCUGUUCAUGAACAAGAGAAGGCUAAUGGCUGCAAAUCAGGAGUUAGUGGGCGACGAAAUCCUCAUAGACAAAGACCAAGAGGAGCUAGUAGAGCUGAAAAGGGUUCAAGAAAAAUGAUGAGAACUCCUAUUAAUGGAAGAGCAAGGCCAGCUUUUGCAGUUGUAAAUGGUGGAAAUGAUCAACAACAUGGCCCUAUCCACCUAGCAAUGCUGGGUCGGAUUAUGGUGUUAUAGAAUUCACCAGACAGGAUAUUGAAGCCUUCCUAAAUGAAAAGUCCAAAAGGAGAGACAGAUUCAAU
Molecule: messenger RNA, 646 nt
Organism: Arachis stenosperma
Lineage: Eukaryota; Viridiplantae; Streptophyta; Magnoliopsida; Fabales; Fabaceae
Exons: 4
Coding region: 219-581 (120 amino acids)
Source: RefSeq, a predicted model, not a curated record